AGCACCGCCAAGCCAAGACCCUCCAAGCCAAGACCCUCCAAGCCAAGACCUUCCAAGCCAAGACCCUCCAUGCCAAGACCCUCCAAGCCAAGACCCUCAAUGCCAAGACCCACCAUGCCAAGACCCUCCAUACCAAGACCCGCCACGCCAAGACCUGCUGCCUGCUUCGUCUACUGCACCAAUGCCUGCUUCGUCUGCUGCACCCGCGCCGGAUUCAUCUGCUGCUUCCACGCCUGCCACGAUGACGCGCGCAGCUUCCACGCCUGCCACGAUGACGACGCGCAUGCCUCCUCAUCGGCCACGUAUGUGGCCGCUACCUGGUCGUCCGCCACGCCGAGUGCGCCCACCUCCUCGUCGGCCACGGAUGUGGCGCCACCUGACUUUGCCUCGAUGGAUUCGGGGACACUUGGUCUGGCGACCCACCGCCAUGUCCCCCUCCUUCCCUCCCAUGACUCUCGAUCCUGCCUUGUUUUGUUUGUUUUUGGACAUCUGGGAUCUGUGCUUAAGGGAGGGGCUCUGUCAUGUCUGUUGAUCAUGUUUUUGUUUAGUUAUGUUCUGCUUGGUUUUUGGACACUUUUUAGUUCCUGCUUUCACUCCCUUGCCUUGUCACCAUGACUAGUCAUUAGUUUUACUUGUCUCACGUUUUGCACUCGCACACCUGUUACAAAUCAUGUCUGUAUUAUUUAAACCCAUUGUUGCCAGGAAGUCAGCCUGGUGACAUUAACUCUGAUACCUCCAUGAUUGUCCAUGCCAUAGUUCUAUGAUCUUUCCAUGCUUGACCAAGUAAGUUUUUUUUCAUGUCCUGUUUAUGUGUUAAUUUUGUUCAUAGCCAAGUUUGUACUUCCGCCCUUGUGCGCGCUUUUCGUUUGUACCUUUUUAUAGUCAUAAUUAAACCAUGUACCUACCUUCACGCCUUGCCCGCUCCAACUUUCCUUUGCAUUCCGGGAAAACAAACCCCCAUAGCCCAUGUCGUUUUGACAAUAUUCGUGUUUAGGUGGGGAAUGUCUAAUAAUCCUUGCAAAGAAAUGUAAUGGGGGGGUGACAAAGCAUCUUUUUGUGUCAUUCUCGCCAGUUUUGGGUCAUAAAUGGCUGUCAAGGUGUACCAACCUGCCGGUAUACGUCCUCAGCCAUUUAAUUUUCAGGUGAGAUGCAGGAUUUAUGAUCUACAAUAAACUUACAGGGAGCAAGGAAGCGAGGAAGCAGCAGACUACUCAUAGGUACACACGGUAGUGAUCAUGGCGUCGCUAUAAAUAGUUUGUCUGCGUUAGUGCUUAUAAUAACAAUAUCACUAAUACUUGGUUAAUCAUCAAGUCAAAACAUUUAAAUAAAUGGAGUAUUGUUGGCACUUUUUGAAUGUUUUUUUAUUGGAUUUUAUGGGCGGAAUAGAGGAGCUCCCAUUGGCUCUGCUGUAAGUGAACUUUUAUUUACAAGUUGGAAUGCAUUUUAAAAAAAUCCAUCCGUCGUCGUGCCUUUCAUCAUGAUUGUCAACGAUAGGCAAAAUUCCAAAAAAAGUGCAGUCCCCCUUUAAGAGACACAAUCCUCUGUGCACACGUUUUCAGCUAGUUAGUUAAUACACGCAAACCUUUAGUAGAUGAAGGCUUAACUGUACAAAGAAGUCAAAUGAAUGAUGGUAAAAUCAAUUCUGCAAUAAUGUGACAUAUCUCUCAGUAUGAUUUAGUGCAGUUGUAAAAGUAUGACAUUGUUGUUCAAAUUAAUUAAUAUUUGCAAAGGGAAUUGUUUGAUACUGGCAUUGUCACAGUUAUAUAACAUAUGUAGCUUCCAAGUUAUGUGAUUUUGCAUGCUUGUUGCUGCUAUCGGUUUUUUGUGAACAUCCGCACAGCUAAAAUAUCAUGUUUAGAGACCAAGGAGUUGGUUGCAAAUUUUGGGCACUAACCCACCUUGCAGUUUGAUUUAGAAACAAUUAUUUUUUAAAUCCAGUUUUUUGGCUGUGUUAAUACGUAGAUCUGCUUGGCGUGCAGCUACUGCACCAUAUCAGCUACCUUCUUCCUCCCCUGCUCCCUAAUCUUAUGUAAACACAAAGAUCCGCUCCAGCUUCUCCUGGCAGAUGCAGGCGAGCAUUGAUGUCCGGCUGUGAUACAAAAGCGUGGAUUUAAAGUUUAAAAGUGCUUAGGGUAAGAGGGGUGUCUGUUUGCUGUUCUUUGUCGUUAACCCGAAAGAAAGGAAGAUGGUGUUAAUGCAUCACAUUGAUUAAAAUCCCGGAGUAAAAUCUACAGCAAAAUGUUGAAGGGAAAUCAUUGUUCUGUACUGCAGAGGGUUAAAGGAGAAAUCUAUUUCUUUCUUGAAUAAAAGGGUGGCGGGUGCUUUAAAGUGUCUAUUCUGCUGCAAAUGCUGAUGAUUAAGGCAGAAACUGCAGGAGGCAGACAAAAGACAAAGAUAAAGGGAGUUCAAGGAAAGCAAAAGAUGUCUUCACCAUGCAGAAAGAGACAUGUUGUGACAUGACCCAUGUCCAGCCCGAUGUACGCAUAAAAGCAUCUGUCUUCCAAGAUACAUUUUUAUGCAUGCACGCGUGUGUGUGUGUGUGUGUGUGUGUGUGUGUGUGUGUGUGUGUGUGUGUUAGACAGAGAGAGAGAGAGAGAGAGAGAGAGGAUUUAUCAGAUUCUGAGAAUGUCUGAGUUGUCUGUGCCUGUGAAUGAUCUAUGGCUAGUGUUUACCAGGCCAUAUUUUGGCUAGGCCUGCCAUCACUGGCCUAUGAAUGAUAAAUUACGGAUGUCUAUCGGAUUCACCCGAGCACCUGUGGUCCCUUGCUCUCCUUUCGCCUUUUACUCGACACACCAGAGACAUGUUUUAAUACUUCGAUGUUGUCUUUUUUUCGGGAACGCAAACAUUUUUGAAAUCGUCUUUUUUAUUUUUCAAUCAAUUUUAGUGUCAAUCAGAUGAUUUGAUAUGGUAAUGAUUUAACCGUUUUUCCAUUUACAGUAAUGCACUGUAAAAAUGCAGCUAGAUUUAAUGAGUAAAAAAACUGGCAGCUCAGUCACCAAAAUUUUACCGUAAAAAUAACAGUGUUUAAAAAAAAGAAAAAAAAAAGGUAUUAAGCGUAAAAACAGUGUACAUUUUAUGGUAUACCUGAUGUAAUACAUAAACCGUUGGUUUACAAGGAUAAUACAAUUCCUUCAAUAAUCAGUAAUUAAUAAUAGCCAAUAAUUGAACAGUCUUUUGAUCGUGUGUUGCCAACAGGUCUGUCUCUCUCUCAUCCUCACCUCCGUGCCUGUCUGGGUUCUUAAUCCUUAACCCUCGUAAGGUGAACACUUGUGUUUACGUUCUGUCAUCAGUUUGCCUUUCAGAUGCUUUAGUCGGUCGCUUAUGAACUUUGUUAAGUGCUGACUGAUGGCAUUCCAGCUCUUUUAUGAACACAGUUUGCUAUUUGACUUGAAUAUUUGUUCUUCAUUAAGAUGGCGGAUGGCAAAGAAGAACCGACAACCUACACGUGCACUACAUGUAAGCAGUCUUACGGCAGCGCCUGGUUCCUGCUGCAGCACGCUCAAAACGCCCACGGUUUCCGUAUCUACCUGGAAAGUGAACAUGGCAGCCCUCUCACCCCACGUAUGGGUGGGCCCUCCUCCCUGGGUGGAGGCGCAGAUUGCCCUUCUCAUCCUCCCCUUCAUGGCCUUCAUCUGCCUCCUGAUGCAAGCCCCUUCAAUCUCCUCCGAAUCCCAGGCUCAGGCUCAGGGGGAAGGGACAGUGUGGGAGGAGGAAGUGUACUUGGGCCAGGUACUGGGUUGCUUCAUCAGCGUUUUCCUCCCACGCCACCCAUCUUCAGCCCCCCUCCAAGGAACCACCUGGAUCACCAUCACCUGAGUCCAGAAGAGCUGGCGCUGGCAGCCCACCACCCGAGUGCCUUUGACAGGGUGCUGCGCCUCAAUCCUCCUCUUCCCAUGGAACCUCCUCCGACAAUGGACUUCUCUCGGCGGCUGCGGGAGCUGGCAGGUAACACCUCAGGGUCCACCCCCCCUCUAUCCCCUAGCCGCCCCGGGCCCAUGCAGCGCUUACUCCAGCCAUUCCAGACAGCUGGAGGAAGCAUAGGCACAGGAGGUGGAGGGGGGAACAAAACUCCAUACCUUGCAACACCCCCGCCUGUGCCAGGCUCCAUGCAGUCACCGGUAGGCUCUCAGACCACGCCGACCACUCCUCUCAACUCUGCAGGGGCAACACCAUCCUCCAACAAUCCGAUGAAAUCAAAGUGUUGUGAGUUUUGCGGCAAAGCCUUCAAGUUUCAGAGUAAUCUAAUAGUGCACAGGCGAAGCCACACAGGAGAAAAGCCGUAUAAAUGUCAUUUGUGUGACCAUGCCUGCACUCAGGCGAGUAAAUUGAAGCGCCACAUGAAAACUCACAUGCACAAAUCCUCCUCACCAAACACUGGCAAGUCAGAAGAUGGACUUUCGACUGCCUCCUCUCCAGAGCCUGGCACCAGUGAACACAUGGGCAGUGCAAGCAACGCCCUUAAGUCAGUGGUGGCCAAGCUAAAAUGUGAAAACAACCGAAUGCUGCGUGAAAACGGAGAGGAGGAGGAGGAGGAGGAGGAAGAGGAGGAGGAGGAGGAGGAGGAGGAGGAAGAAGAGGAAGAAGAAGGAGAGGAAGAGGAAGAACAUAACGGAGAGCGGGCAGCUCGACGAAACAACAACAGCUACCAUUUUAGCUUGAACCUUGAUGCCACACGCCGACAUGAAAACAAUGGUGGUAUUGGAAGCAGACUGGGAGGCGUGACUGAUGAGGGCUCCAUUCCACGCUCACUCCCUGAGGUGAUGCAGGGAAUAGGUCUUGCAGCAAGUAUGCAGCAUUUCAGCGAAGCCCUUAAUGCACACAAACGGAAUGCAAUAGCCCAGGAGAACCACCUCCACCACCACCUUAAUAGAGGACUUCCACAAAAUCGGGAGAUGUGUGAGGCUACUUCAGUGCCGGAAACAGAUCGUGGAGAGGAGUGCUCCAUCUCAACGGUCAACGGCCGCGGAGCAUCUCCUAAUGAGUCCGCCUCUGUCUGCCUUUCUAAGAAACUGCUUUUGGGCAGCCCAAGUCCACUUAGCCCUUUCUCUAAGCGCAUCAAACUGGAAAAAGAAUUCGACCUACCCACCCCCACAAUCCCAAACACAGAGAACGUCUACUCGCAGUGGCUGGCUGGCUAUGCUGCUUCUCGACAACUCAAGGAUCCUUUUCUGAACUUUGGGGAUUCCAGACAAUCUCCCUUUGCCUCUUCGUCCGAGCAUUCCUCAGAAAACGGCAGUCUUCGCUUCUCAACUCCUCCAGGAGAACUCGAUGGUGGGAUGUCAGGUCGCAGUGGUACAGGCAGCGGGGGAAGCACACCUCAUCUCGGGGGUCCGGGGCGGCCCAGUUCUAAGGACGGUCGAAGGAGUGACACUUGUGAGUAUUGUGGCAAGGUGUUCAAGAAUUGUAGUAAUUUGACUGUGCACCGGCGCAGCCAUACAGGGGAGAGGCCAUACAAGUGUGAGCUGUGCAAUUACGCUUGUGCCCAGAGCUCCAAACUUACUCGUCAUAUGAAGACCCAUGGUCAGGUGGGCAAGGAUGUUUUCAAGUGUGACAUUUGUCAGAUGCCCUUUAGUGUCUAUAGCACCUUGGAGAAACACAUGAAAAAAUGGCACAGUGACCGUCCUUUGAGUACCGAAAUAAAGUCUGAAUAGAGGGUCGAACUACGGGACCUUAUCCCUGCAGCAGUCUGCCAUUACCCCCUGUUUAUCCCUAGACUCUUUCAGUUUUUGCCCCAACACCCAAAACUCAUCCCAAACUUUCACUAGGCUGGUGGAAGAUUAAGACCAUGUGCUCUGCACCAGCACAGCCUGUGUUCAUUUCCAAUUGGAUGCAUGAUCUGUAUCGGGGCAAUACUCUUGCAUUGAGGCGACAUUUUGAGCCUUUUUCUUGUGCAAUAAAUUAACAUGUGUUUUAUUUUA
This is a messenger RNA of Nerophis lumbriciformis (worm pipefish), 5918 nucleotides long. RefSeq names its product BCL11 transcription factor A a (gene bcl11aa). Gene Ontology annotation, molecular function: DNA-binding transcription factor activity; RNA polymerase II cis-regulatory region sequence-specific DNA binding. Gene Ontology annotation, cellular component: nucleus. The record is from RefSeq and is a predicted model, not a curated record. Gene Ontology annotation, biological process: negative regulation of dendrite development; regulation of transcription by RNA polymerase II. Lineage: Eukaryota; Metazoa; Chordata; Actinopteri; Syngnathiformes; Syngnathidae.